AAUUGUGUCUGGUUGUAAUUAUGUUCUCUUUGUUCAAGGGGUUUGUAAAAGUUGUCAAGAAUAAGGCCUACUUCAAGAGGUACCAAGUGAAAUUCAGGAGAAGGAGAGAGGGAAAGACUGAUUAUUAUGCCCGUAAGCGUUUGGUGAUUCAAGAUAAAAACAAAUACAACACCCCUAAAUACAGGAUGAUAGUACGUGUUACCAACAGAGAUAUUAUCUGCCAGAUUGCAUAUGCCAGGAUUGAAGGCGAUAUGAUAGUUUGUGCUGCGUACUCUCAUGAGUUGCCAAAAUAUGGCGUCAAAGUUGGUUUGACCAAUUAUGCUGCAGCCUAUUGUACAGGUCUGCUGCUGGCCCGCAGGCUUUUGAACAAAUUUGGCCUUGAUAAGAUUUAUGAAGGCCAAGUUGAAGUGACUGGUGAUGAAUACAAUGUGGAAAGUGUGGAUGGACAGCCUGGUGCUUUUACAUGCUACCUGGAUGCAGGUCUUGCCAGAACUACCACUGGAAACAAAGUCUUCGGUGCGCUAAAGGGUGCAGUGGAUGGCGGCCUGUCCAUCCCUCAUAGCACCAAACGUUUCCCUGGUUAUGACUCAGAAAGCAAAGAAUUUAACGCAGAGGUUCAUCGCAAGCACAUCAUGGGUCAGAAUGUUGCAGGUUACAUGCGUUACCUGAUGGAGGAGGAUGAAGAUGCUUACAAAAAACAGUUCUCCCAGUAUAUAAAGAACAGUGUAACACCUGACAUGAUGGAGGAGAUAUAUAAAAAAGCCCAUGCUGGUAUACGGGAGAAUCCAGUCCAUGAAAAGAAACCGAAGAGAGAAGUUAAAAAGAAGAGAUGGAACCGUCCCAAGUUGUCCCUUGCCCAGAAGAAAGAUCGUGUUGCUCAGAAGAAGGCUAGCUUCCUCAGGGACCAGGAACGUGCAGCUGAUAGCUAAGAUCUCUUCCACAAUUUUCUAUGAAGACUUUGAAAAGUAAAAUAAAUUUAUUGAACCAGCAA
Messenger RNA from Pelodiscus sinensis (Chinese soft-shelled turtle), 991 nucleotides. RefSeq names its product ribosomal protein L5 (gene RPL5). The record is from RefSeq and is a predicted model, not a curated record. Gene Ontology annotation, biological process: ribosomal large subunit assembly; translation. Lineage: Eukaryota; Metazoa; Chordata; Testudines; Trionychidae. Gene Ontology annotation, cellular component: cytosolic large ribosomal subunit; ribosome. Gene Ontology annotation, molecular function: 5S rRNA binding; structural constituent of ribosome.